AUGUCCUCCCAGUUUCUGCAGGCGGAACUUUUGAAUCUUAUUCAGGAGUCUAAGAGAAGAAACUCCGACCUGCGAAAUUCGGCCGAAGAGUCUCUCAAUGAACUAAAGAGCUUACCGUCUACUUCGGAGGCUCAGAUCUCCGCUGACCUGGUGCGCAAACCGAAGUUCGUCGACCCAUUUAUUUUGGCCUGUCAUUCUCGCCAUGCGAAGCUAUCGGGAAUCGGAGUUGUCUGCCUUCAGAGGUUGGUGGCAUCCCGGUCAUUACCUUCCCAGAGACUGGAAGACGUCCUCGGCGGAUUGAAAGAAACGACAAAUCUGAGUCUGGACAUCCAAUUGAAGAUUCUACAAACUCUUCCUUCAUUGUUGCAACAUUAUUCUAAUGAUCUUGGCGGUGAGCUGUUGGUGAGUAUGUUGGAAAUAUGCGCCACCCUACAGGCGAGCAAAACACUUGCGCUUUCCAGUACAGCUGCAGCCACACUCCAACAGCUGGUGGUGUCAACGUUUGAGCGAGUCUCUGAGGAAGACAAAACCCUAGACGAGUCUAAGCCAACGGUGACCAUCAAAGUUGAUGGGAAUCACACUAAAAUUGGGUACUUUGCGUACGAUGCUUUACGGGUUUUGGAUGAUCUCUGCUGCGUUGUUGAUGGCGAACAACUUCAUUUCUUGCGCAUCAAGUCACUUUCCCCAGCCUUCACCCUGGAACUAAUCGAGAACGUCUUACUUAACUCUGGUAGCCUUUUUAUUGGCCAUACGGAACUCGCCCAUGUGUUGCGAGUUCGGCUUAUGCCAAUGAUCAUAAGAUUCUUAUCCGAAAGGCAUAACUUUGCUCUGACUGUCCGUGUUUCGCGGAUUCUUCUCCUGCUUCUCAAGCGCCAUAUGUCUCUUCUCACAUCAGAGUGUGAAAUGGCAUUGAGUCUUUUAACACAUUUGCUUGAACCUGAUAGUACAUUGCCUUGGAAACGAAUCUUGUGUAUGGAAGUGUUCCGAGGAUUGUACGCAGAACCAGGGCUCAUACGGCUCAUUUAUUCUCUUUAUGACGGAGAAGAUGGAAGAAAAAACAGCCUCAAAGAUCACAUGGCCUCGCUUGUUCGUUUAUCAUCCGAGAAACCCUCGUUGAUUGGUGUUAGCAGCCGGUCAACUGUGCCUUUGCGUGCCGAACAUUCAAGAUCUAUUACUGAAGAGCAAAUUACCCUUGAGGCAGGCGGAGUGGCUGGAGUCAUUGGAACAACGGUUACAUCAGCUGAUACCAAUGUGCCGGGCAUCAGUAGCCAAUGGAGUGUUGUUCGCACGCCGUACCUAGAAUUGCUUGACAAAUCGGAACCACCUCAGCCUCCAGAAACUUAUGUUUACGGGCUUGUGCUGAACUGUAUAAGUUCAUUUGCCGAGGAACUUGCUAAAUUCAUCCUUCCGUUGACGGUGCCUGAUCUAAAACAGAAGAGAAAAAGUCAUAUUACAAGUCCUGACCAGGCCACAGACUCUACUCGACGUUCUCAUGACAUCCAGAGGACAAACUCCCACAAGAGCAGUCAUCAAUCAAGUACGAAGAAGGCAACCAUGCCUAUAAAUCCUCUACAACUUGAAUCCCAUCCUCAGUUGGGGGCUAUCAAAACUUGUGCUGGGAUUAUUGAGAAUUGUUGGCCUGCUGUCCUUGCAGCUUGCUCAACUUUUCUCUAUGCGUCACUGGACGAUGAGUUUUACCACAACCUUGUCCGUUCUUUUCAAAAACUAGCCCAUGUGGCAGGUCUUCUGAGAUUGUCAACUCCCAGGGAUGCUUUUCUUACAACGCUGGGAAAAGCAGCCGUACCGGCUGAGACAGGUGCCAUGAAGACUACCGGGCCCAUUGGGAAAGUUUCCUCUCUUCCUCAACCCAGCCAGACAGUAGAUGAAAAGCGGAAAGGGGUGGAAGUGCCACCUUUUGGAUCCCCAGUAUCUGAAGCAUCCGCAACUGCUUUGAACAAGUCCCGUGUAUUUCCCAGCACAAGAAAUCUUUUAUGUUUGCGUGCUUUGCUUAACCUGGGCAUUGCUCUUGGCCCUACCUUAGACCAGCCGGCCUGGUCUAUAAUCCUAGGCACGCUACAAGAUACGGAGUUGCUGAUUGGUAUCGGCUCAACAAAAACGAAUGCCAUAGUAUCUAGCUCUGGUGAAAUUUCGUCUGCCACGGGAGUUGACGUUCCUAGAGCUAACACCGGAAAUGAGAUACUCGCUGUACUCUCAGCGUCUGCUAAGCUAUUUGAAAGCACCAGUGACUAUCCAAGCAGCUCAUUUCAAGAACUGCUAUCUGCAUUGGUGAAUCUCUCUACGACAACUGAGGAACAUGAUGAAAGGGACUCUUCGGUACCAGCAUCAAGUUCCUCCCAGACACCGUAUCAGCGCUCUGGCCGUAUGCGCAGGAAUGCCCGCCGUGUCUCGCUCGCAAUUGGCAAAAAUCAAAUGCAAGAUGAAGAAUUGAGAUUUGUUCUGGAGAAGUCAAACGAGUUGGGCAGAUCAAAUUUGGAAAGGUUGUCAUCUCUGGAUGAGAGCGACAGCAGCGUCUGGCAGCUCUUAUCCGACAGGCUCAUGACGAGCGCGGCUGAUAGAGAAAUAAGCCAAAGUCUUCGACUGCAAGCGAACGAAAUCUUGAAUAGUCUCGUAUCCCAGACUAUGAAACAGAUGCCUGGCGACAGUGACCAAAUGCGAAACGUACGGCAAAAGAGAAACCUCGAGACUCUGAGGCGGCAGAUCGAAUUGCUUUAUGAAAUAGGUGCAUGUCAGCUGGGUUCCCCCUCUGGCAUAAUAAUAGAGAUACAUGCACAAAGCUUGGAGACUUUGAAAAGUAUCUUGGAACAGUAUGGAGAUACUUUUGUCGAUGGCUGGGCUAUCGUCUUCGACCUUAUUUCUAGUGUUUUUGGGGAUAGCCGAACGGGAGAGCGUAAAGAAUCCAUGACUAUUAGCAAAGAUCGCAAGGCUUUCCUAAUAGCAGAUUCGAAUCAACUUAUUCGAAUCUCAUAUAAGUCUCUGCAACUAAUAGCUUCGGAUUUCAUUGCUCUUCUACCGUUGCCGUGUCACUUGGACCUUGUAGAGGCGUUUUCUAAGUUUGCGAUACAGCAGCAAGAUUUCAAUAUCUCACUAACGACGACAUCAUCUUUCUGGAAUGUGUCUGACUUUCUUCAGGGCCAAAUUAAGCAGUUCUCGAUCGAGUCUAGUGUCGAUGUCUCGGUGAGCGAGGAAUCGCUUGUGACUCUUGCUAAGGACAAUGACCCUUCUGUUUCUCGGAACGCUCUCUGGCUCUUGCUGCUAUUACGAAUUGUUGACCUUACAACCGAUAGCAGGUCAGAAAUUAGGAAUUGCGCAGUGCAUACACUUCUAAGGAUUUUUGAUGCAUAUGGUCAACAACUACCACCCAAGGCAUGGUCUCUGUGUCUUAAUCGGGUAAUGUUCCAAAUGAUAGAGGAAAUCGAGACUGAGCUAAACAGUGUUCGUGGUACGGGAAGUAAGGGAGACUCAGAUGAGCUCCAUUCAUGGGUUGAGACAGCGGUUGUUACGAUCAAGGGAAUUUCUGAUCUAAUCACAAAUUUCUUCGAAGCCAUCACUCCAGAUGAAAGGUUCGAUCAAUCAUGGAAACGGCUGCUGGAUCAUUUUCAUGACUUCACUGCUCUAUAUUAUCUAGAGCUUAGUGAAGCCGUAUUCACUAGUUUGACGAACAUCCUUCUUCGAGUGCACUCUCCAAAUACUUUGAGCAAAGAGUCUUUACAAGCUGUAUGGACACUAUGGAUCAAUGGCCAUCCCGCUCAUAGGGAAGAUUUGUUGGACAUGGAUUGCCCAAAUCAAGAUGCUGCAAUAGCUUAUCUACACGCGUUCCAACAGGUGUAUCGCUUAUAUAAGGAUGAGAUGACGGGGUCUCAUGUUGAGAAGAUCCUAAACCAUAUACAGCUUCUUGCGUGGAAUUCUAUCUCUCCACGAUACUCGCCUGAUAUAGAUCGCCCGUCGGGUUUGCAAGCUCUGAUCAUUGACUGCGUGAAGAUGAUUUGCCUUGAUAAAAAUGAUUCUCAAGCAGAAAUCCUGACGUGCCUUGCAAGAUUUGCUGAUUCCGCGUUGACGAAGUGGUCACCGACUCGUGACUCAAGAAUACCUACGUAUGUUGCAUUCUCAAAGAGUGCAAUAGAACUCCUCAGUUGGUAUAUUGCGGACUUUGGGAUUAAGAGGGAGAUAUUUGUCAGCGGUUCCCUCACAACUGCUCUAGAGCAUCUCGUGAACCCGGUUUCUCAGAAGUAUGAAUGGACCGGGAAAGAUCGCGAGCCUUCCUUGUGGAGAAAGUCAACCACUGCAUCGCUGGAUGUUCUUGAAGUCGCAAUUCCAUACGUGGAGAAACAAUAUGAAAAAGCAAAUCAGUCAGAAAUUUCACGUUUCUGGACCGGCAUUGUUGACCUCGCAAACGGCAUAAUUUCUGCCAAAGGUUGUCGAACUGUGGCAGUUCCUCGAGCAAACAUACUUGCGGACGAGUCUUUUGAUGUCGCUGCCUUCCAAAGGCUAAAGACACUUAUUAUUCCGUCCCUUGGAGUACCUAUCAUCCCUGAUGCUAUUCGGCGGGAUUUUGCGUGUGCGCUGCUAUCCUCAUCCUUCAUUUAUCUACCACAACGAUUUGAUCUUCCCAGCAAGUUUCCGGACGGCGAGCCUCUUGAGGAUAUAUACGACCUACGCCCUGGGAGAACCUCUAAUCCGUCACCAACAGCACGGACCAAGAUGGCAUACGCCGCACUGGACACCUUUUUCGAAUUAGCAGCUUCACCUACGCCAGAACAACAAAAGGGCAACGGCUCGGAACAAACACUGGAAAGUGAGACUCGGACAUCUGCACGGAUCUUGCUUGCUCGUUCAAUUUCCCCGUAUCUCAUACUACGGAGUGCUGUGUCGUUGAAAGGGUAUAUUGCAGAUCAACCCCUUCGGGGUCUCAUGCCUCAGCCCACUCCUGCACGCAAGGCGCUCUUGCAUCUUCUUCUAGGCAUGGUAAAUCUACGGAGCGAGCCUUCGGCGAUUCCCCAGCCCACUAUCAACACAGGUACAGCUGUGUCACCCAAGGAAUCGGAUGUGAUCAGCCUUCACGGCCAGAAGAAACAUUUGGAAUGGAUAUACCCCCUCGUCGUACAGGCUAUGCAGGUUGCAGGCAAAGAAAAAGACGAUGGGGAAGUUCUCCAUGCUCUUGGAAAGGUAUUACAUGAGAUUGGAGGUUCUUACUAG
Aspergillus tanneri is the source of this 5214-nucleotide messenger RNA. RefSeq names its product putative endosomal peripheral membrane protein (Mon2). The record is from RefSeq and is a predicted model, not a curated record. Lineage: Eukaryota; Fungi; Ascomycota; Eurotiomycetes; Eurotiales; Aspergillaceae. The transcript is spliced from 6 exons. The coding region runs from base 1 to 5214 and encodes 1737 amino acids.